Messenger RNA from Aethalodelphis obliquidens (Pacific white-sided dolphin), 785 nucleotides. It is a transcript of the gene ATP5PO, whose product is annotated as ATP synthase peripheral stalk subunit OSCP. Gene Ontology annotation, molecular function: proton-transporting ATP synthase activity, rotational mechanism. The transcript is spliced from 7 exons. Lineage: Eukaryota; Metazoa; Chordata; Mammalia; Artiodactyla; Delphinidae. The record is from RefSeq and is a predicted model, not a curated record. The coding region runs from base 76 to 717 and encodes 213 amino acids. Gene Ontology annotation, cellular component: membrane. Gene Ontology annotation, biological process: proton motive force-driven ATP synthesis.
CGGCUACGCUGACGCACGCGUGCGCUCUUGGUCGCUUUUGCCAACUCCGGUUUGACCUACAGCCGCCAGGAGAAGAUGGCCGCGCCGGUAGUGUCUGGGCUCUCCCUGCAGGUGCGAUGCUUCAGUACAUCUGUGGUCAGGCCGUUUGCCAAGCUUGUGAGGCCACCUGUUCAGGUAUACGGUAUCGAAGGUCGCUAUGCCACUGCUCUUUAUUCUGCUGCAUCUAAACAGAAUAAACUGGAACAAGUAGAAAAGGAAUUGUUGAGAGUAGCACAAAUCUUGAAGGAACCCAAAAUGGCUGCUUCUGUCAUGAAUCCCUAUGUAAAGCGUUCCAUUAAAAUGAAAAGCCUAAAUGACAUGACAGCAAAGGAGAAGUUUUCUCCCCUCACGUCCAACCUGAUCAGUUUGCUUGCUGAAAAUGGUCGCUUGAACAAUACCGCUGGGGUCAUUUCUGCCUUUUCCACCAUGAUGAGCGUCCACCGGGGAGAAGUGUCUUGCACAGUUACCACCGCAUCUCCUUUAGAUGAAGCCACUCUUACCGAAUUAAAAACAGUCCUGAAGAGCUUCCUAAGUAAAGGCCAAGUAUUGAAAUUGGAAGUUAAGAUUGAUCCAUCAAUCAUGGGUGGAAUGAUUGUCCGUAUUGGAGAGAAAUAUGUUGAUAUGUCUGCAAAAACCAAGAUUCAGAAGCUGAGCAAAGUGAUGCGGGAGAUUCUCUAAAAGUGUUGAUUUCCUAAAAGUGAAAGUUCUUAAACUUGGAGCAACAAUAAAAUGCUUCCUGAACAGAA